AUGAGUGAUAAUAAAAUCGUGAAAAUUUGUGAGGUUUGUGGGGACAAAGCAAUCGGUAGAAAUUUUACGGCUAUAACUUGUGAACCAUGCAAAGCAUUUUUUAGGCGGACUGGACUUAAAAAUAAACCAUUAAUAUGUCCAUCAAAUGGCAAAUGCAUUAUAAACUCAUUGACCAGAAAGAUAUGUCAAAAGUGUAGACUUGAGAAAUGCCUUACUGUGGGAAUGAAAAAAGAAUUCAUACGGAAUGGAGAGGAAAAUGAAUUGAAAAAACAAAUGCUUAGAGAAAACAAAUUAAAACGAAAACUACAUAAAGAAAGGACUAAUUGUAUGACAUCUCCAGACACUAACUCAACAAAUGAUACCGACUUUGGAAACGAAGUUUUAAGUGAUUUGUUAGAAAAGUCCGUAAAUAUUAAUGACAACAGUGUUAGUGAUCAGAGUAUGGGAAUUGAAAAUGUGAUCACAAUUAAUACAAAUGUUAAAAACGGGAGUUUAUUAUCGGAUAUAAUAAGUAGAUCUCAACGUAUUUACUCAUUAGUCCCUAUGUAUAAGGAGUUAACCGAUUAUAACGGUAUGAAUGAAUUGGAGAGAAAUAGGAUCAGGGAAAUAAUGAGCGCUUCUAAUGUGUGUAACUAUCAAUUGUCACAAAAAAGACAUUUAAUAAACACCCGGGAAGAAUUUUGCAAAAAAUCUACAAAUAUCAAUGAAAGUCUUAUUAAAGACAUGAUUACUUUUACUAAAAAUUUGAGUGGAUUUAAAACUAUUUGUACCGAGGAUCAAAUAUCAUUAUUCAAAUAUGGUUACAACGAAUUGGCGAUUGAUAAUGGUGAGACUGGUCUCAUUAGUGAAGAUGUUUGGGAUUACGGUCGUAAUUAUGGGGCCGUCACUUGCGAAACAUGUAAAGCCUUUUUUAGACGCGUUGUCACCAAGGACUAUAGACAUCUUGAUUGUCAUCUGAACGGAAAAUGCAUAAUAACUACCAAAACACGAAAGUGUUGUCAAAAGUGUAGACUUGAUAAGUGUUUCGCUGUCGGCAUGAAAUUA
Messenger RNA from Oppiella nova, 1044 nucleotides. The record is from the annotation of a GenBank genome assembly. Lineage: Eukaryota; Metazoa; Arthropoda; Arachnida; Sarcoptiformes; Oppiidae.